AUGGCUAAGAAGGCGCGUCAAAGGAUCAGCUACGUUCUCGAAAAUGCCAAGUCCUCGACUGGCGGACAUCGCCUUGGUGUCAAUGGCCUCGCCGUCGAUCCGGACAACGCCAUCCUCUAUUCCGGCGGUCGAGAUGGCAUGAUUUGCGCCUGGGAUCUGAACCUUGACCUGCAUCGCCGAGCCGACGUCACCGACGACGCAUCCGCGAAGCCACCCAAAUCGACCACCACAUUCCGAGCGCAGACGCAGGCGCAUAUGCACUGGAUCAACGACAUCACUCUGGCGCAGCAGAACACCGCAUUAGUCUCGGCAUCUUCCGACCUCACCGUCAAAGUCUGGCGGCCACACUCUCAGGAAGGCGGCAACCGCGCCCUCAAGAUUGGAGAGCAUGCCGACUAUAUCAAAUGCGUCGCAACGCCCCCGAGAGAUGUCAAUGCCAACUGGGUUGCCUCGGCCGGCCUCGACCGCAAGAUUUGUCUCUGGGAUCUCAACGGCGGGGGCCAGACACUCGAGGUUACAAAGGGCGAAGAGACUACGGAGAAGGGAUCCGUCUACGCUCUCGCAGUGGGCCGCAACCUCAUUGCCAGUGGCGGACCCGAGAAGACGGUCAAACUCUAUGAUCCACGCUCCGGCUCCAAGGUUUCCAACCUCGUCGGCCACGUAGACAAUAUCCGCGCCAUCCUGAUUGAUGAUGUGGGUGACACCAUCUUGAGCGCCAGUGCCGACAAGACGAUCAAGAUGUGGAGCGUCAGGGGUGGUCGUUGCGUGUAUACAUUUACCAUGCACGACGAGAGCAUCUGGUCGCUGUAUUCAGACGACCCCCGCCUCGGUACCUUUUACAGCAGCGACAGAUCGGGCCUCGUUGCCAAGACCGACGUACGAGGCAGCUUAGAGGAUAUUGAUGACGGACUAAGUCUCGCUAUUGCAAAAGAACAUUUUGGCGUCUCCAAGGUUGUGGCUACGGGCGGUCACAUCUGGACCGCUACCGACCGAUCAUCAAUCAACCGCUGGAAAGACGUGGACACGAGCGCAGACCUGCCACUCCCCGAGUCGUACCGGCGUCAGCGCGCAUUGUCAGCGGCAUCAAACAAAACACGGCAAUCGGCAGCAGCGUCAAUAGCAGCAGUAACAGCAUCUCAACCGCAAACAAACGGAGAAGCCAAAAAAGAAAUUCCUGCCGAGUCAAUCUUACGAGUAUCCAAUACAGCCACUUUCCCAUUGCGCGCGCCCUUGGACUCAGAACCGAAUCCUGUCAACGAUGGUUUGUCAAGAAAAGGAUCAGAAGUUGCUGUGGAGCAGCCAGAGCCGGAAAUCAAACCCAUCUAUAAUUUGCCUAUAGAAACGAUUGAAGGCCAAUUUGGUCUUGUGAAGCACAAGCUACUCAACGAUAGAAGAAGAGUCUUGACUUCAGAUACCGCCGGCGACAUAUUGCUAUGGGAUCUAAUCAAGUGUAAACCAGUCCAGAGCUUUGGAAAAAAGCAUCUGGAAGACGUUGAGAGACAGAUCAACACGAGAGAAGCGGUUGCGCCGUGGUGCUCGGUUGACUUGAGCUCCGGCAACCUCACAGUUGUGCUGGAGCCGUUCAACUGCUUCGAUGCCGAGGUAUACGCCGAUGAGCUGGAACUGGAUGAGCCCAUUGAAUUUAGGGAUGACCAAAGAGUCAGCCUAGGAAAAUGGAUUCUGCGGUAUCUAUUCGCCAAUCUCAUCGAUGAAGAGAUUCGACGUGACGAACUACAUCGGCAAAAGCUGAAUGAAGGCGUGGAGAAGAGACAAUCUACCACCCGCGCCGAUGCGCCAUCAUCAAUCAUUAUACCCUCGCCUGGUCUGUCCAUGAGAGAUUCAUCAGAUCAACUCCUAACUCCUCGCGCCAGUCUUCCCCAUCUUAGCGUGACCACUCCUGGGCUCGCUAUCGGACUGGCGUCUCCUGGUGCUGUCAUGACUCUUCAGGGUGUGCCAGAAGAGGCUGUAGCAAGCCCCCUAGAGAAGGCAGGGUCUCGUCCAUCUGCCGAAAACGACUACUUUACUGCGGGUAUUACGCCAGCUGGCGGUGCAGCAGCAGCCCCUGCGGCCACGGCAGAGACAUCCGAGCCAAAGACAUCCACGGAUAACGGCAACGAAAAAGGAAAGGAAAAGGACAAGGCCGAAAGUAGCAAAUCUCCAUUCAGCAGAAAAUUCCGCAUGUCCUUCAGCUCUAGAAAGCUUGGCCGCUCGGGGUCCCAGGCGACACAGGAAAAGCCGGCCGUCGUCGAUGACAAGGCUGAAGAAUCCGAGUCUUCAUCCAACCAUGAAAAGGAGGUCGAUGAUAGCUUCUUUGGAGUUAUCCAGAAGAUUCGAAACGAGUACGAUAAGCAGGCUGCCGAAUCACCCGAUAAGCUGGUCGAAACUCGAGUAACGCCGAGCCUACCAUCCGAUACUCCCGUUUUGAAACUGCCCCCUGGAACCAAGGUCAUUAUCCAAGAAGAGACAUCGGGUGGCAGUGCAAACUUGUAUCAAGGAACUGUGGAGCACGUCGGCCGGGAUGCCGACAUCAUCGAGCAGAAGGCGCCCAUGUGGCUCGGCGACGUGCUGCUGCUGAACCAGAUUCCGAUGAAGGACCCUGUCAAGAUAUCGUUUAUUCUGAAUCCCACGGACAAUCUGCCUCCGAUUGCCACGGAUGGAAACAGCCGACUGAAUGCCAACCGCAUGCUGCGGGUGAAGAAGAUACUGGCUUACAUAUCCGAGAGGAUUGAGCCCGAGCAAGAGGAGGACCCUAAUGCGCUCAAGCCAGAGGAGUAUCUUGAGCUCUACUGUAAUGACCAGCUCCUUCAUCCAACAAUGAACCUUGCCACGCUCCGAACCCACGUCUGGAAGGGCGGAAGCGACAUCAUGCUCUACUACAAAGCCAACGGCCGUAAGGAAAUCCUGCCAUUACGGACUAGCUCCGAUGCAGUGCCUGUAGAGGCAGCUCCCGUGCAAGCCAUGGUAGAGCCGACUGAGGCUCCCAAUGGCGUAUAG
This is a messenger RNA of Trichoderma gamsii, 2994 nucleotides long. RefSeq lists its product as hypothetical. The record is from RefSeq and is a predicted model, not a curated record. Lineage: Eukaryota; Fungi; Ascomycota; Sordariomycetes; Hypocreales; Hypocreaceae. Gene Ontology annotation, biological process: protein deubiquitination; double-strand break repair via homologous recombination. The transcript is spliced from 6 exons. Bases 1 to 2994 code for a protein of 997 amino acids. Gene Ontology annotation, molecular function: ubiquitin binding.